This is a messenger RNA of Nannospalax galili (Upper Galilee mountains blind mole rat), 1209 nucleotides long. It is a transcript of the gene Otp, whose product is annotated as orthopedia homeobox. Gene Ontology annotation, biological process: neuron differentiation; regulation of DNA-templated transcription. Bases 144 to 1121 code for a protein of 325 amino acids. Gene Ontology annotation, molecular function: DNA binding; DNA-binding transcription factor activity, RNA polymerase II-specific. The record is from RefSeq and is a predicted model, not a curated record. The transcript has 3 exons. Lineage: Eukaryota; Metazoa; Chordata; Mammalia; Rodentia; Spalacidae.
UUUUUAACCACAAACCGAAUUUUCUUUCAUUUAGGUGAUCUAUAUAUAUCUAUAUCGUAUAGCUUAUAGCUUAUAUCUAUUUUAAAUAACUUAAAGCCGCUAAAAUUUGGGGGGGAACAGCUUUCGCCCUGGAGCGGUGCGCGAUGCUGUCUCACGCCGACCUCCUGGACGCCAGGCUAGGUAUGAAAGAUGCCGCCGAGCUUCUGGGCCACCGGGAGGCGGUGAAGUGUAGGCUGGGCGUUGGGGGCUCCGACCCCGGGGGCCAUCCGGGGGACCUGGCGCCCAACUCCGACCCAGUCGAGGGAGCCACUUUGCUGCCCGGGGAGGACAUCACCACAGUGGGCUCUACUCCUGCUUCGUUGGCGGUGAGCGCAAAAGACCCAGACAAGCAGCCCGGGCCCCAGGGCGGCCCUAACCCCAGCCAGGCCGGCCAGCAGCAGGGCCAACAGAAGCAGAAGCGCCACCGGACGCGCUUCACCCCAGCACAACUCAACGAGUUGGAGAGGAGCUUCGCCAAGACGCACUAUCCUGACAUCUUCAUGCGUGAGGAGCUGGCGCUGCGUAUCGGGCUGACCGAGUCCCGAGUGCAGGUCUGGUUCCAGAAUCGGCGCGCCAAGUGGAAGAAGCGCAAGAAGACCACCAACGUGUUCCGCGCGCCCGGCACGCUGCUGCCCACGCCCGGCCUGCCCCAGUUCCCAUCGGCUGCCGCCGCUGCAGCCGCCGCCAUGGGCGACAGCCUGUGCUCUUUCCACGCCAACGACACCCGCUGGGCGGCGGCCGCCAUGCCGGGCGUGUCUCAGCUGCCGCUGCCGCCCGCACUGGGCCGGCAGCAGGCCAUGGCGCAGUCGCUGUCUCAGUGCAGCCUGGCGGCCGGGCCGCCGCCCAACUCCAUGGGUCUGUCCAACAGCCUGGCGGGCUCGAACGGCGCGGGGCUGCAGUCGCACCUCUACCAGCCAGCCUUCCCCGGCAUGGUGCCCGCCUCCCUCCCCGGCCCCAGCAACGUCUCCGGCUCGCCCCAGCUCUGCAGCUCCCCGGACAGCAGCGACGUGUGGCGGGGCACGAGCAUCGCCUCCCUGCGCCGCAAGGCUCUCGAGCACACAGUCUCCAUGAGCUUCACCUAAUGCCGCCAGUCCCGGCCAGCUCCGCCCCGGCCCUUCCCACGCGCGCCCGGACCCCGGCUCCCUGCCCGGGCCCCGGCCCCGGCCUGCC